Messenger RNA from Lathyrus oleraceus (garden pea), 2624 nucleotides. Its product is annotated as ubiquitin carboxyl-terminal hydrolase 25. Lineage: Eukaryota; Viridiplantae; Streptophyta; Magnoliopsida; Fabales; Fabaceae. Gene Ontology annotation, cellular component: SAGA complex; nuclear pore; cytosol. Gene Ontology annotation, biological process: mRNA export from nucleus; positive regulation of DNA-templated transcription; protein deubiquitination. The transcript has 9 exons. The record is from RefSeq and is a predicted model, not a curated record. Bases 181 to 2094 code for a protein of 637 amino acids. Gene Ontology annotation, molecular function: transcription coactivator activity; cysteine-type deubiquitinase activity.
AAAAAUAACAGAAACAAAGAGAGGGAAAGGAAGAACUGAAAGGAACCUCUAUAGCUAUCGAAUUCGCGCGAUGCGAUUGCGGUGGCGUUGGCGGCGUUCAGUAUUGUUGAGGUCCCCAUCGACGACGGCAACACCGUCCAAUGCUGUGGUGGCUUCACUGUGUUGUCGCCGUCGGCGCUGAUGGCUCUGCAGAUGACCUGGCAACCUAAUCUUCUCCCUCACAAACGCAAAAACGCUCCUCCUAUAGGUCUUCGUAACCUUGGCAACUCCUGUUACCUCAAUAGCGUUCUUCAGUGUCUCACUUUUACUCCUCCUCUCGCCAAUUUCUGUCUCCAUUCUCAACAUUCGUCUCUCUGCGACUCUUCUGGUUCUUCGUGUCCGUUCUGCAUACUCGAGAAACAAAUUGCUCGGUUGCUCCGUGUGGAUCUCACUUCCGACGCUCCUUCAAAGAUCCAAAGCUGUCUACGUCUCUUUGCUGAGCACUUCCGUUGUGGCCGUCAAGAGGACGCGCACGAGUUUCUUCGUUAUGUUAUUGAUGCUUGUCAUAACUCGUGUCUUCGUUUGAAGAAGCUUAGAAAGAAAGGAGGCGGUGGCGGUGACGGUGGUGCUUCCGCUGUGAAGGAGAUUUUCGGUGGUGCUUUGCAGAGUCAGGUUAAGUGUCUCAGUUGUGGAUACGAAUCAAAUAAAGUUGAUGAGAUAAUGGAUAUUAGUCUCGAUGUUUUUCAUAGUAAUUCCCUUAGGGAUUCUAUGCAGAAAUUUUUUCAGCCCGAGGUUUUAGAUGGAAACAAUAAGUACAAAUGUGAUGGUUGUAAGAAGUUGGUGACGGCUAAGAAGCAGAUGUCUAUACUUCAAGCACCUAAUGUACUUGUGAUACAGCUCAAGAGAUUUGAGGGCAUAUUGGGUGGCAAGAUUGAUAAGACUGUUGGAUUUGAAGAGGUUUUGGUGCUUUCUAGCUUCAUGUCCAAAGCAAGCCAGGACCCACAACCAGAAUAUAAGCUCUUUGGUACUAUUGUGCAUUCAGGAUACUCACCGGAGUCUGGUCACUACUACGCUUAUGUAAAGGAUGCAAUGGGUCGGUGGUAUUGCUGUGAUGAUUCUUGUGUAACACUUGCAACCCUGCAAGAAGUUUUGUCUGAAAAGGUUUAUAUCCUCUUUUUCUCUCGAACUAACCAAAAGUCAGCAUCAGUUAGUAGUUCUCUUGCAUCUAAUGGUGUAAAGCCCUAUCAUUCCAAUGGGAGUCAGACAUCUGAAUCUUCUAAGGUUGAUGUACAACUCAAAACAGUGCAAGCAAAAUCAAAUUCUGAUCAAUCUUCUUGGAAAGAUAUGCCGAGUGCAUCUAAGAUUGUUAAAGUUCCUUCUGGCUUACGAGUGAAAUUUGACAUUAAUGGUAGUUCAAUUUCCAAAAGAAGUCCUGCUCAUGCAAGUGUCAAUGGGAAAGUUGACAUGUUUAGUAGUCAGCCAUUACUAACAAAUGGGCAUGCAAAAGAUUUAGUUUCUUUGGAAAAUGGUAGGAAAGAUCCUUCUUCAUCAUUACCCACCAUGAAUGGCUUUGACAAAAAUAAAAUUGAUGCUGCUAACAACUCGGUAAGAAAGGAGUCCACAGUAACAAAUGGAUACGCUGGUAUUCAGACGGUUGAUACCGAUUGUGUAAAACCAGAUCCUCCGGAAGAUAUUGAUAGAAUCAAAGUAAUAUCAGGUACAGGGCCCGUCAACUUUAAGCGAGAAAGUAACGGUGUCAUCAACAAAUCUAAAAUGUUAGGGAAUAAGAGAAAAGUACAGGAGGCUCCAUGCAUUUUGCUUGCACACGAUGACCAGUCUCGUGCUAGAGUUGAAGAACUGAAAGACAUUCUUGGAAAAGAAGUAAAGUCAGGUUUGAGGUCAUGUGGCUGGGUAGAUAAGGUUGAAGAGUAUAUGAGUAUGAGAAAAAGGUUACACGAAAGAGAAGCGGAGAAUUUAACGAGUGAUGAUAAAAGGAAGUUAAUACGAGAUGCCCAGAGUGCUUUCAUAUCACAGGUUCCCAUGUCACUUAAACAGGACCUAAUUGCACGUAUCCAAUCAUUUAGCCAAGAAAAAGUACAUUUUGAAGGACCUUGAUCAAAACACGUUUGUGAUUUCCCCCAAAAUGUUGCAGCAUGUUGAUCUGUCUUGCUAGUGAGACCUGGUGUGUAUACUGUAUUACUAAUUAUCAUAGGAAUGAUGUUACCCAUAUUGGGAUGCUCAGUUUGGGUUUGUCACAUACUGACUUUGAGAUAGUGUUGGCGAUUGUGGCAAGAUGGAGACUAUCAUUCAAGUCUUACUCGCAGUGGCUUUGUAAUGAAUUUCUUAGGUGAUCCAUGCAUAUUUAUUAAUGUAGAAGUUCAGAUAUCAUGUCUUGCCAUAUGUUCUCUUUCUCCCCUGAGGCUACGAAGUUUUAUUGAAUUUUUGAGGAGAGUUUGCGGAAUUCUAUUCAUUGUGUACAAUCUGUUUUAGUCUUGUAUUGGAGCAAAAUCAUAUUUUUCUAUAAUGUUGCUCAACAAAUUUUGCACCUUAGAUGAGGCUGUAUAUGACUUGUGGAUAUAUUCUACCGACUUUAUGAUUGUACUUUUGUUAUAAAUUGAAAAAAUGUGUGGACGAUGUUAAAGAUA